AUGCACGCCGUGCUCCGGACACUGGCGGCCUGCGCGCUGCUGCUGCUGACUGCGCGCAGUGAAGCCGCCUCGUGCGACACCGCCGGCACCGUGGUGCUCAUGUCCGGCAGCGACAACACGCAGGCCGUCGUCGUGGACGCCGACUGCAGCGAGACCGAGGUGGACGUGAGCAAGAACACGCUCACGGCCAGUAGCAUGGGCAUCCAGAAGGUGCUGAGCGCGCCCGACGUCAAGACAAUUGACUUGUCGCUGAACAACAUCUCCUCGGUGGCGCUGACGGACCUGACGACGCUCAAUAAAUUGACGCUGACGUCGAACAUCUUCACGAGCUUCAGCAAGCUGGCGAUCCCCGACUCGGUCACGAACCUGGACCUGAGCUGGAACGACAUCGCGUCGUUCGACGGCAUGAGCCUGCCUGACACCAUGACGCAGCUCUUCCUGGGCGGCAACCCCAUCACGUCCGUCGCGGGCGUGACCUUCCCGUCCUCGCUGACGCUGCUGUACAUCCACAACCUGAAGCUGUCCACGUUGAAGGGCGCAACUUUCCCAGACUCCGUCCAGUACUUGUCACUGGUGCAGUCGGGCCUCUCCAGCUUGAGCGGCGUGAGCUUUCCGGACAGCCUGCAGUACAUUGACUUCUCGUACAACACGAUCACGUCCAUGCCUGACGGAUUCCCCUCUACGGUGAUUCAGAUCACCGCUACGAACAACAUGAUCGCAGAGCUGUACAAGUACUCGUUCCCGUCCAGCGUCACGACGUUGAACUUCUCUGGCAACCCCAUCGAGUCCAUCAGGGGCGUUUCGUUCCCGCUCGCGCUGUCGAAGCUGGAUCUGGGCUCCAACGAGAUCACGAACUUUGAGAUUUCGCGCUCGGACUACUCCACGUUCAAGGACCUGGACAUGUUCAACGCAGUAGUCGCCCAGACGAGCUGCUCCACCUCCGGCGCGGAGCUUGUCGCCGUAUCCGGCUACAGCAUUUGCGUCAUCUCGGACGAGCUGUUCGAGUCCACGUACGGCAACUCGUCGAGCAAGUCGUCGUCGAGCGCCGAGAGCGCGAGCACCACGCCGAUCAGCAACAGCAACGGCAACAGCACCAUCCUCAUCGUGGUGAUCUGCAUGGCCGCCGUGCUGGCCGUGGCUCUCGCGGCAUUCGCCUUCCGCACGUACCGCGUGCGUCAGACCAAGGAUGUUUCUGGAAGAGACGUGGGCGACAAUUUCUUCGCCAACAACACACUCAUGGACACGGCGUCGCAUUCUGGCCGAGGCAACCAUCCCAGCAACCCGAGCAACCAGCAGAACUCGGCCUCUUACAACACGAUCUUCAGCGGUGGCAAGAUCACCAUGAUGGGCGGGACGGCCAUCGAGUCGGCCCUCGUCAAGUACCGCGUCCCCGCGAACGAGGUGCAGAUCGAGCGGUCUAUUGCCAAGGGCGGCUUCGGCAUUGUGUUCCUCGCGACGUACCAGAGCCGCCCCGUUGUGGUCAAGAAGAUCCUCCCGGAGAAGGCUGCGGACGAUCGCUGUCUGAGCGCGUUCAUCGAGGAGAUCAAGCUCAUCUCGUCGCUCUCGCACGCCAAGAUCGUGCGCUUCAUCGGUGUGAGCUGGAGCAUGCUCUCGGACAUGGCCGUGCUGAUGGAGUACAUGCCCAACGGCGACCUGGACAUGCUGCUGAAGCAGCAGCACGAGCGGCAAGAGAUGUACCCGAAGGAGUUCGACUGGUACCAGAACUCGUCCGUGCUGCCGGCCAAGGCGGCCAUCGCUCUGGACGUGCUGGAGGCCAUUGUGUACCUGCACUCGUUCCCGUCGCCGAUCAUCCACCGCGACCUCAAGUCGAAGAACGUGCUCCUGAGCGCCUCGUACGAGGCCAAGCUGAGCGACUUCGGUGUAAGUCGCGAGUGGCAGGUGGACACGACGAUGACUGCGGGUAUCGGUACGAUGGCGUGGAUCGCGCCCGAAGUGCUGCGCGGCGAGCGGUACACGGAGAUGGCCGACAUCUACUCGUUCGGCGUGAUCCUGUCGGAGCUGGCCACGUGCAUCAAGCCGUUCGAAGGCGUGACGAACGCGCUGAUCGUCCUCAAGGUCACGAGCGAAGAGAAGCCCGACCUGGGAACCAACUGCCCCGAGGACAUCCGCGAGCUGGCCGACCGCUGCUUAAGCUUCAACCCCAACGACCGCCCGAGCGCCAGCCAAGUUCCAAGACGGAAGCGCGAGGAGGGAGGCGAGCAGAGCGAGAGAAAGCGGCGACGAGGUUCCAGCAUCAGCAUGAGCGCACGCGCCGCACCCACUUUCCUGGGUAGUGUCAUUAGUAAAUCUGUUAAAAAAGCGUGCGUUUGA
Messenger RNA from Phytophthora sojae, 2331 nucleotides. RefSeq lists its product as hypothetical. NCBI's taxonomy places the organism in Eukaryota, Oomycota, Peronosporomycetes, Peronosporales, Peronosporaceae. Gene Ontology annotation, biological process: protein phosphorylation. The transcript is spliced from 5 exons. Gene Ontology annotation, molecular function: ATP binding; protein kinase activity. Bases 1 to 2331 code for a protein of 776 amino acids. The record is from RefSeq and is a predicted model, not a curated record.